This is a messenger RNA of Yamadazyma jaroonii, 366 nucleotides long. The record is from the annotation of a GenBank genome assembly. Lineage: Eukaryota; Fungi; Ascomycota; Pichiomycetes; Serinales; Debaryomycetaceae.
AUGGCUGGACGUGUUACUUUUAGAAGAAGAAAUCCAUACAACACCAAAUCAAACAAAAUCAAGGUUGUUAAAACCCCAGGUGGUAAAUUAAUUGCUCAUCACUUAAAAAAAGUUGCUUCAAGACCAAAAUGUGGUGACUGUGGUGAUGCUUUAUCAGGUAUCUCAACUUUAAGACCAAGAGAAUAUGCUACUGUUUCAAAAACUCACAAAACUGUUCAAAGAGCUUACGGUGGUUCAAGAUGUGCUAACUGUGUUAAAGAAAGAGUUGUCAGAGCUUUCUUAAUUGAAGAACAAAAAAUCGUUAAAAGAGUUUUAAAAGACCAACAAGAAAGCGAAAAGAAAGCUGCUAAGAAGUCUAAGAAAUAA